AUGAGCGACUACGCAGUCAUCCCGGGAGGCUCACUCAAAUUCAAAGGCGGCGACCUCAAGAAGAAGAAGAAGAAGUCUUCAUCACAUACCACAUCCGAAAAGAAGCCCGAAAGCGCUUCAAUAGCCGAAUCGUCGAAAGCGCGGGAAAAGAAGCGGGACGAUGAGGAGACGGAUACGGAGAGACGGAAACGGGCAAAGGUGGACUCGGAUGACGAAGGAGAUAAGGAGGAGGCGAUGAAGCCCAAGUCGAGUGGAGGGAGGCAGAUGACGGAUGCGGAGAGGAAGUUUGAGGAGAUACAAAGAAAACGGCGACAUGAGCGUGUGGCCAAAACGGCAAAUAUGAGCCAUAAAGACCGAGUCACAGAGUUCAACUCCAAGCUCGACAAACUGACUGAGCAUAACGAUAUCCCAAAGAUCAGCUGGACUGGAUGA
This is a messenger RNA of Dioszegia hungarica, 432 nucleotides long. RefSeq names its product DUF1754-domain-containing protein. NCBI's taxonomy places the organism in Eukaryota, Fungi, Basidiomycota, Tremellomycetes, Tremellales, Bulleribasidiaceae. Bases 1 to 432 code for a protein of 143 amino acids. Gene Ontology annotation, cellular component: nucleolus. The record is from RefSeq and is a predicted model, not a curated record. The transcript has 4 exons.